Messenger RNA from Lactuca sativa (garden lettuce), 1674 nucleotides. RefSeq names its product Metallopeptidase M24 family protein. The record is from RefSeq and is a predicted model, not a curated record. Gene Ontology annotation, molecular function: metalloaminopeptidase activity; manganese ion binding. Lineage: Eukaryota; Viridiplantae; Streptophyta; Magnoliopsida; Asterales; Asteraceae.
UAGAGUGUGGAUUAAGGACGCUCGUCAAUGGCGACGAUCGCUAUGGAUUCUUCUUCUUCGUCUUUGCUGUAUCCUCCACCCGAGGUCCCGAAAAAGCUUCACGAUGAAAAUAGACAAAAACUGUUGAAACACCUCCGAGAAAACCUAGAUUCAUCCUCUCGUCCUUUACACGGAUUCGUACUUCUUCAGGGAGGAGAGGAGCAAACUCGUUACUGCACCGAUCAUGAAGAUCUUUUUAGACAGGAAAGUUAUUUUGCAUAUCUCUUUGGAGUGCGGGAACCUGGUUUUUAUGGAGCUAUUGAUGUAAAUACAGGGAAUUCAAUCCUUUUUGCUCCAAGAUUGCCCUCUGAGUAUGCUGUUUGGAUGGGUGAAAUAAAGCCAUUAUCCCAUUUCAAAGAAGUAUACACAGUUAGCAUGGUCCAUUAUACUGAUGAGAUUACAGAAGUCCUUAAUAACCAAUAUCAUGGAUCUGGAAAACCCUUGUUGUUUCUUCUACAUGGGUUGAAUACAGAUAGCAAAAACUUCUCUAAACCAGCAUCAUUUGAGGGGAUUGAGAAAUUUGAGACAGAUGUUAAGACCUUGCACCCUAUUUUGACUGAAUGCCGUGUUUUGAAGUCAAAAUUGGAGCUUUCUGUGAUUCAAUAUGCCAAUGAUAUAAGUUCUGAAGCUCACAUUGAGGUGAUGAGGAAAACAAAACCAGAAAUGAAGGAGUAUCAGAUGGAAAGCUUAUUUCUUCACCACACAUACUACUAUGGUAGCUGUAGGCAUUGUUCCUAUACUUGUAUUUGUGCAACUGGUGAUAACAGUUCUGUUCUUCAUUAUGGGCAUGCAGCAGCUCCAAAUGACAAGACAUUGCACGAUGGAGAUAUGGCAUUAUUGGAUAUGGGAGCUGAAUUCCAUUUUUAUGCUUCUGACAUAACUUGCUCCUUUCCAGUGAAUGGGAAAUUUACAAGUAAUCAACUUCUUAUUUAUAACGCUGUUCUUGAUGCUCAUGAUGAUGUUAUAUCUACCAUGAAGCCGGGAGUAAACUGGGUAGAUAUGCACAAAUUGGCAGAGAAAACUAUUCUUGAGUCACUGAAGAAAGGAUCCCUCCUUGUUGGUGAUGUUGAUGAAAUGAUGGUUGAAAGAUUGGGUUCUGUUUUCAUGCCACAUGGGCUGGGACACCUCAUGGGACUUGAUACACACGAUCCUGGUGGCUAUUUAAAGGGAGCUGAAAGACCCAAAGAAGCAGGACUAAGGUCCCUACGCACAAGCAGAGAUCUUUUGGAGGGAAUGGUGAUAACAGUUGAACCUGGAUGCUAUUUCAUUGAUGCAUUGGUGAUUCCAGCUAUGGAUUCCUCAAAAACAUCAAAGUUCUUUAAUCGUGAAGCAAUCACUAAGUUUAGAGGAUUUGGUGGAGUUCGUAUCGAGAGUGAUCUGUAUGUUACCUCGGAUGGUUGUGUGAACAUGACAAAAGUUCCUAGAAAAAUCGAGGAUAUAGAAGCUGUGAUGGCUGGUGCACCAUGGCCUGUCAAAAAAUCGGUAUUUGAAAAUGGAGGAUCUUAGAUUUAGAUUAGAUAAUAUAAUAAACUAGUUAUAACAUAUAUGUUACUAAAAUUUAAAAAUGAUCUUCAAACUAUGUUUUUUAAAACUAAAAUUGUUUGAUAUGUCCUUUAGUGGGUCUGAUAUGAGGUA